Molecule: messenger RNA, 408 nt
Organism: Mercurialis annua (annual mercury)
Lineage: Eukaryota; Viridiplantae; Streptophyta; Magnoliopsida; Malpighiales; Euphorbiaceae
Exons: 3
Coding region: 1-408 (135 amino acids)
Source: RefSeq, a predicted model, not a curated record
AUGGCACCUUAUGAGGCUUUAUAUGGGCGUAAGUGUCGAUCUCCUGUUUGUGGGGAAGAGGUCGGCGAGCGUAAACUUUCAGGAGCAGAAAUCAUCCAAAUUACCUCUGAGAAGUUGGGGACUUUUGUGUUUCUUCGUGUUUCGCCUAUGAAAGAUGUUGUUCGUUUUGGUGUUAAGGGGAAGUUAGCUACGAGAUAUGUUGAGCCGUAUGAGAUUAUAGAGAGAGUUGGAGCAGUGGAUUAUUGUUUUGCUUUGCCACCAGACAUGUCGUUGGUUCAUACAGUGUUCCAUGUUUCAAUGUUGCGGAAGAGCAUUUCCGAUCCUUCUCACGUUCAUAAGUUACGGAACAAGGAAAUUUCGUUGGUCGAAAUUAUGUGGCGAAAUCAUUCUGUUGAGGAUUGCACUUAG